CGUGUAGUGACACUGUAGUCUUGACGAAGGCUUAACUGCAGCAUCUCGCGCAUCGCGCUGGGUGUAAAUUACUGAAUAUGGAUAAGUUCAGACAGAUAUCUCUAUCUAUUUUAUCUGUUUUUAAAUUUUGUGUUUUAUGAUUUUGGUUUUAUGAUGAAUGGAGGGAUGCUCAGAAGCUGAUCCAAGCAUCGGCGUCGCUCGCGACAUUAAAGUAAUCGCGUUGGCACAACUGACUUUUCAGGGAACUUUAGUGACACGUCCCCGCAGCGGCGAAUGGGUGCUGCUGGAUGAAAUCAAUUUGGCCACGCCCGAGCUGCUGGCCCGCCUCAGCCAUAUAUUUUAUCGACAACACGCAGACGUCCUUCCUCCUCACCGAUCGCGGAAGCAUUUGGAAAUGAAUGUUUGCAGCGAUGACACGCCCAUUCCUCGGCAUCCCGACUUCCGCCUGUUGGCCUGCAUGAACCCGGCGACGGAUCUGGGGAAGCGCGAUCUGCCGGCGGCCGUCCGCAGCCGUUUCACGGAGAUCUACUGCGGCGAUCUGUCGGAUCGCGGGGAAGUCCGGCAGAUCGUCGUGGCGUAUCUGCAGCCGUUGGCGCUGAACGUGGAGCUGCUGGAAAAGGUCGUCGAGCUGUUUUUUAUUCUCAAGACGCUGGCCGAAACCAAGAUGGUCGACGGCGUCAGCCACAAACCACACUACAGUCUCCGAACGUUCACGCAGGCCCUGAAGUUUGCCGUGAAGAAUCCGAUGGGAAAAGUGGUUCGAUCGUUGUACGAAGGAUUUUGUCUGAGUUACCUGACGCAGUUGAGCCGGGAAUCGCAGAGUCUGAUGAAGAAAACCAUCGCCGAGCAUUUGUUCGGCGAAGCGGGAUUGAAGCAUCCGGAUUUGUCGCUGCGCGCGCCCCGCCCCACGGCAGGGCGCUAUGAGCGGAUCGAGGGAUACUGGAUCGCUUGCGGCCAGCUGGAGCCGGUGCGGGACGAGAAACACAUCCUCACCGAGACCGUCAAGAGCAAUCUGACGGAAGUGGCGCGCGCCGUUUCCGCAGGACAAGUGCCGGUGCUGCUGCAAGGCGAGACGUCCAUCGGGAAGACGAGCCUGAUCACGUGGCUGGCGCGGGCUACCGGCAACCGCUGCGUGCGCCUCAACAACCACGAGCACACCGACCUGCAGGACUACCUCGGCUCCUACCAGCCCAACGAAGACGGCAAACUGGUCUUCUGCGAAGGAAUUCUGGUGGACGCCGUGCGCAAAUUAUUAUUAAGGCUAUACUGGAUUAUCCUCGAUGAACUGAAUUUGGCGCCCGGUAACUACGAAAUGGGAAUUAAUAACCGCCGCCGGCACAACUGCGUUUAAUUCUUGGAAGACACUGAUACCCACAACCUCGUCGAUUGGAGCACCCACUCGUGCAGCUCUCGGUGUGGCCGGAAGAAGCACUCCAACGGUCCUUCGUCGGCCAGUGUGACACCCAAAAUCUCGACUGUAUCGCGAAUCACAUUUCCGGGGCUGUUGGGCGGCUCGUUGCGGUUGGAUGCCGCGUCAUUCGGUAUCAGCUGGAACAGGCCCGUUCUGGGCAGGAGGGCCCCGUACGGCGCUUCCGUGGGACCGUGGAUGAUCCGGCCGUUGCGGCGCCAGAUGAUGUGGUUGUCCAUGUUCACGCGGAUGCUCUCGGGGAGCGGGAACCGGAUACUGCACAUCACUUUGACGUGGUCGCCCUCCGUGGCGGUCAGAUAGUCAGCGGCCGGCGCAAAGACCUCGUCGCGGCGCGUGACCAGCGGCAGCAGCAGGAAGCUCUGUAGGACGCGGGGGCGGGGCGAGUAGGUGUGGCCGGGCGGGGUGGUGAUGCAGUGCAAUGAGCCGCCGGAGCGCAGGGUGACGUUGAGGACCUGCAGGAUGAGGGCGUUGUCCACCUGGGUAAAGCGGUAUCGCUGUCCCGUGGUGUCCUCCUCCGGCAGCGGCCGCAGCUGUCCCGCCUGGAAGACGGUGCGGUCCUGGUGCAGCCAGGAGACGGCCAGCCAGUCCACUCCGGCGGGAACGAUGCAGCGGAACGUGGCGUCCUCCCCCAAACGCGGCCGAUGCGCCACUUUGUCCGUCACGUCUGGGCUUGGAGGCAACCGCGUUAGUGUGAUCCGGUCGUCCAGCCGGUUGUUCCGCAGUGCUUCUUCCAGCAUGUCGUUCACUAACACGGGAGCGAUUUACUUACAGAGAUACGAGGGACGUCCUGAUAGCUAGUAUGCAGAUAUAUAAAAUAUAUAUAUAUAUAUAUAUAUAUAAUUAUAUUGUAUAUAGAAAUACAAUAAAGUACAGAAUUCAUCUUCAACCAAACCGUCCAAACGCACGUAAGGUAAUAAAGUGAUUUGAACAUAGUGCAGACUGAUGAAGAAAAAAUAAAAUAAUAUAUUAUAAUGCGAUACGGUUUUUCGAUACUAACAGUUGGCUGACGGCGAUGUUUUAUGUGGUUUCGGAAAUCCCGGACAUCCUGCACACAAAUGCAGAUGCAAGAGCAACAAAAAUCUACAUGUUGACCACAGGCAGCCACAGAGUUUUCUCCAUGUGGACACAGACAUCGUAUACAUAUGAAAUUUUAUCUGCACAAAUAAGUAUCAAUUGUCAGUACGGAUAAUUAUUAUGGUUUGGAAAUCCAAAUCCACUCAGCUGCACUAAUUGUUACCAAGGCAGCCAAAACCGAAAUUUCAAAUUUUGCAUUGCAAUGGAACCGGAUGUAUCGCGAGAGCGGUAGUAUUUUAAUUUCUCAUAUAUGCCCGUAGGAGUGGGUUUCAAAUUCUAAGCGAAUCUGGCUUUGGUAUGGUUGCUUAACCGCACGAGGCGGCAGGGUGGCUGAAUGCAGUGUCUACUGUCUAGUUCUACAGAGUACAGUCACAGUACAGUGAACAAAUCGUACCACUGUUACGGUAACAGAUGCUAACCAUGGUAAGAUGCGGUACGCGAAGCACCGUCCUGCCGUGCUACGGUACUGUACUCUAGAGCCCUGCAACGGACUGGGAAAUCCGAUCCACUCCGAACCCACUCCGAUUUUCGGACCGGAUUGGACGGAUUUCAAUCUGGAAAAUUCGGAGUCGGAGUGGUUUCGGAGUUUUUGUGCACCUGUUCGGACCGGGUUCGGAUGCAAUCGAGACUCCGAAUAAUCCGUAAUUAAAUAAAUAUUAUUAAUUAAUUUUGAUUGAAUUUCACCGGCCUUCAAAACAAAAAUUUUCGUCAGCGUCGCGCUUCGCGCGAUGCUUCCAUUUGCGCUUAAUUAAUUUGCACCGAAGUAUCUGCUUUUGUUUAGUAGACUUGACGUGUGGGAGUAGGAUCACACGCCGGAUGUACGUACGGAUGCUGACUGUCCGCCUUCCACCUGCAACAUAACGGAUAAUCUAGUCAAUCUCCACUGUGAUUUGCUGUUCUCUUCUACUAGCGGUGUAUAUGAUGUCAUAACGCAGAGUCUAUAUAAGUUUGAGUUGUCACUAAUAUCGGUAGCAGUCGCUGAAUUGACUUCUAGAGACUGUUUCUAAUUACGAUUUCCUAGCGUUGUGAACUGUGGUGUGAAUUGGAUAAAGAGGCAGCAAUACUUGUUCCUACGGAAGUGCAUAGUCGUUCACGGAUUAUCGCUUAGUACACAGGUUUGCUCGUGACACAAUCGUCCUAGCUCUUGCCGAUCCUCACAGGACUUACGACCGGAAGUUGUAGUUGGAGUAUUCCUGCUUAGGGAUUCCUGAGUUCCCGUGUUCCUGAGUCGUCCGUCGUUUCCACCAUAGUUUAUCUGUUACAGUUUGAGAUGAGAGUUGCCUACCGAUUGAGCAUUACAGGCGUGGAAGAGUAAAGAUUGUUCAUGGAGCCCUAAACGGCGUGAACGCUUAUACACGACAGACUGUUGUUAAUUCUCUUUAAUUUCCUUUUAUUAAUUCUCCUGACACUUUUGAAUAUUUAGAGUGUUUUGCGAUUGUUAUGAUGUCGUUGUUUGUUAUCGCCUUAUCAAAUAAUUUUAGUAUAACUACUACAGUACGUUAAAUGGACCACAUGUGUUGUGCAGCUCAGUCAGUUUCACUAGGCACCGGCUUCCCAUUUUUAUUUGCAGCGUUUGUAAUUGGAUUA
Molecule: messenger RNA, 4090 nt
Organism: Paramacrobiotus metropolitanus
Lineage: Eukaryota; Metazoa; Tardigrada; Eutardigrada; Parachela; Macrobiotidae
Product: midasin-like
Exons: 8
Coding region: 158-1351 (397 amino acids)
Biological process (GO): ribosomal large subunit assembly; rRNA processing
Cellular component (GO): preribosome, large subunit precursor
Molecular function (GO): ATP binding; ATP hydrolysis activity
Source: RefSeq, a predicted model, not a curated record